Messenger RNA from Talpa occidentalis (Iberian mole), 2503 nucleotides. It is a transcript of the gene YAP1, whose product is annotated as Yes1 associated transcriptional regulator. The record is from RefSeq and is a predicted model, not a curated record. Gene Ontology annotation, cellular component: cytoplasm; nucleus. The coding region runs from base 278 to 1981 and encodes 567 amino acids. NCBI's taxonomy places the organism in Eukaryota, Metazoa, Chordata, Mammalia, Eulipotyphla, Talpidae. Gene Ontology annotation, biological process: positive regulation of transcription by RNA polymerase II; hippo signaling. The transcript has 9 exons. Gene Ontology annotation, molecular function: protein binding; transcription corepressor activity; transcription coactivator activity.
GGCUCGGGCGGGCGCUUCUCUCAACUUUAGUUUGGGCGUCUGAGGCGAGUUUCUGUCUCAGUCGGGCGCAGCCGCCGCCGGGGAAAAGAAAGGGAGGAAGGAAGGAACACGAAAAGGAAAUAAAGGCCAGAGGGGGAGGGGAGCGGCGACUCGCCGGCCGUCAGGGGAGGGAAGGCCCCAAAGUUCUCCGGCGCCGCCGGGCCGCGUCGCGCGGCCCCUCCUGAGGCGCAGCCGUCUGACCCGCGGGCCCGGGCGCGGGGUGCGGAGCCGGGCGGGGAUGCGGGGCCGCGGCGCAGCCCCCGGGCCUGAGAGCGAGGACCGCGCCGCCCCCGCCGCUCCCGCCGCGCCGCCCGGCCCACCACCCUCGCCGCUCCCCCUCGCCGCUCCUCCCGUCUCGGCGCGUCGAGCCGAGGCGCCCGGGCGGAGCCCUCGCCGCUGUCGGGGUGCGCGUCGGGGGAGCCGAAGCCAUGGAUCCCGGGCAGCAGCCGCCGCCUCAGCCGGCCCCCCAGAGCCAAGGGCCGCCGCCCGCGCAGCCCGCCCCGGGCCAGGGCCCGCCGUCCGGCCCCGGGCAGCCGGCCCCUCCGGGCUCCCAGGCGGCGCCGCCGGCCCCCCCGGCCGGGCACCAAAUCGUGCACGUCCGGGGGACUCGGAGACCGACCUGGAGGCGCUUUUCAAUGCCGUCAUGAACCCCAAGACGGCCAAUGUGCCCCAGACCUUGCCCAUGAGGCUGCGGAACCUGCCGGACUCUUUCUUUAAGCCGCCGGAGCCCAAGUCCCACUCCCGACAGGCCAGUACUGAUACAGGCACUGCUGGAGCCCUGACUCCUCAGCACACUCGAGCUCAUUCCUCCCCAGCUUCCCUGACGCAGGGCUCUGUGUCUCCUGGAACCCUGACUCCCACAGGAGUGGUCUCUGGCCCAGCAGCCACACCCUCAGCUCAGCACCUCCGACAACCUUCUUUUGAGAUACCUGAUGAAGUACCUCUGCCGGCAGGCUGGGAGAUGGCCAAGACUUCAUCUGGUCAGAGAUACUUCUUAAAUCACAUCGAUCAGACAACCACAUGGCAAGACCCUAGGAAGGCCAUGUUCUCCCAGAUGAACGUCACGGCCCCCACCAGUCCCCCAGUGCAGCAGAAUAUGAUGAACUCGCCCUCAGGUCCUCUUCCUGAUGGAUGGGAACAAGCCAUGACUCAGGAUGGAGAAAUUUACUAUAUAAACCAUAAGAACAAGACCACCUCUUGGCUAGACCCAAGACUUGACCCUCGUUUUGCUAUGAACCAGAGAAUCAGUCAGAGUGCUCCAGUGAAGCAGCCACCCCCACUAGCCCCCCAGAGCCCACAGGGAAGCAUCAUGGGUGGCGGCAGCUCCAACCAGCAGCAACAGAUGCGGCUACAGCAGCUGCAGAUGGAGAAAGAGAGGCUGCGACUGAAGCAACAAGAACUGCUGCGGCAGGCAAUGCGGAAUAUCAAUCCCAGCACAGCAAAUUCUCCAAAAUGUCAGGAAUUAGCUCUCCGUAGCCAAUUACCAGCACUGGAGCAGGAUGGUGGGACUCAAAAUCCAGUGUCAUCUCCUGGGAUGUCUCAGGAACUGAGAACAAUGACAACCAAUAGCUCAGACCCCUUUCUGAACAGUGGCACCUACCACUCUCGAGAUGAGAGCACGGACAGCGGGCUGAGCAUGAGCAGCUACAGUGUGCCUCGAACCCCAGAUGACUUCUUGAACAGUGUUGACGAGAUGGAUACAGGUGAUACAAUCAACCAAAGCACCCUACCCUCACAACAGAACCGUUUUCCAGACUACCUGGAGGCCCUUCCUGGAACAAAUGUGGACCUUGGAACACUGGAGGGAGAUGGAAUGAACAUAGAAGGAGAGGAGUUGAUGCCAAGUCUGCAGGAAGCUUUGAGCUCUGACAUCCUUAAUGACAUGGAGUCCGUUUUGGCUGCCACCAAGCUAGAUAAAGAAAGCUUUCUUACAUGGUUAUAGAGCCCCUCAGGUAGACUGCAUUCAUAAUCUGUGAAGGAUCUAAGGAGAUAAGACAUAUAUACCUGAAGUUUCCAAAUAAGCCAGUUGGCAAUAUUCUGGCUAAUACAGAAAAAGAUGAACAAACGUCCAGCAAGAUUCUUUCAUCCACUAUUUUGUUCUUCCUUGUCCAUUGCUGCUGUUAAUAUAUUGCUGACCUCUUACAUAGUUGGCCCUAAAGAAUCAAAAAACCCUUUUUUGUUUCUUUUGCUAUUAUAACUACUGUUUGUUUGGGGGCUGGGGGAAGUGAGCCUGUUUGGAUGAUGGAUGCCAUUCCUUUUGCCCAGUUAGGUGGUCACCGAUCAUUUUAACUACACACUCAGACUUGGAAGUCAAAUGCUUCAUGUCACAGCAUUUAGUUUGUUCAAGCAAUUGUUUCUUCAGCUGCCUUUGACCAGUAGAAAAGCAUGACUUACUGGUCUGACAAGCCAAAAAUGUUGUAUCUGAUAUUAAGUUCUUAAUGGUGAUUUGAAGAGAUAGCUGAAA